This is a messenger RNA of Ceratotherium simum simum (southern white rhinoceros), 2615 nucleotides long. The record is from RefSeq and is a predicted model, not a curated record. Lineage: Eukaryota; Metazoa; Chordata; Mammalia; Perissodactyla; Rhinocerotidae.
AGGAAAGAGUGCUACUGUCUUCUGGUAAAAACAGGUUUAUGUAGUUAACAGAACAAUGGAUUCUAUGCUGUCUUUAUCAGUGGAAGAACCUAUUAAGAAGAACUCUGUUAAGAAACUUAAAAUAAUUUGUAUUGUUCUCCUCGCUCUGUUGGUGAUUGUGUCACUUGGAUUAGGGCUGGGCCUUGGACUCAGGCAACCGGAACAGCAAGGCAGCUGCAGGAAAAAAUGCUUUGAUUCUUCAUUUAGAGGAUUGGAGGGCUGCUGGUGUGAUGUGCGAUGUCAAGACCGAGGUGACUGCUGCUGGGAUUUUCAAGACACCUGUGUGGAAUCAACUCGAAUAUGGACAUGCAAUAAGUUUCGUUGUGGGGAGACCAGACUAGAAUCCAGCCUUUGCUCCUGUUCAGAUGACUGUUUGCAGAGGAAAGACUGCUGUACUAACUAUAAGAGUGUUUGCCAAGGAGAAAGCCCGUGGGUGAAUGAAGAGUGUGGCACAGCCCAGCAGCCUCAGUGUCCAGAGGGAUUUGACUUGCCACCAGUUAUUUUGUUUUCCAUGGAUGGAUUUAGAGCUGAAUAUUUACAGACGUGGAGUCCUCUAAUACCUAAUAUUAAUAAACUGACAGUUCUGACCUCCUUCAGCAGGGUUAUUGCACACACCGGAAACAACAGAAUGAUUAAAAGCAAAAUUAAUGCCAUGCUUUGUGGAAAACAGAUCGCAGGAAACUUCACUGAUCGAGUGGAAACGAGAGUUGUGUUGACUUUUGCUAUAUCGGAUACUUUACAUAUAAGAGUUGCUAGUGACAUAAGUGUGCCAUAUGAAGAGAGGAUCUCUACAUUGCUAAACUGGCUGGACCUGCCCAAAGCAAAAAGACCUGAUUUUUAUACCCUGUAUGUGGGACAGCCUGAUUCUGCAGGACACGAAAAAGGACCAGUCAGUGCUGCAGUAAUUCAAGCAUUACAGUUAGUAGAUAACGCUUUUGGAAUGUUGAUGGAAGGCCUGAAACAGCGGAAUUUAGACAGUUGUGUCAACAUAAUCCUUGUGACUGACCAUGGAAUGGAUCAGACUUACUGUGACAAGGUGGAAUAUAUGACUGAUUAUCUACCCCAAAUAAACUUCUACAUGUAUGAAGGGCCUGCCCCCCGCAUCAGGGCUGAUAAUGUACCUCAAGACUUUUAUAGCUUUAAUUCUGAAGAAAUUGUUAGAAACCUCACUUGCCGAAAACCUGAUCAGCAUUUCAAACCCUAUUUGAGUCCUGAUUUACCAAAACGACUACACUUUGCCAAAAAUAUCAGAAUCGACAAAGUUCAUCUUUUGGUGGAUCAACCGUGGCUGGCUGUGAGGAGUAGAGAUUAUUCAUCCUGUGGAGGAGGCACCCAUGGUUACGACAAUAAGUUUAAGAGCAUGGAGGCUAUCUUUUUGGCGUAUGGACCCAGUUUUAAAGAGAAGACUGAAAUUGAACCAUUUGAAAAUAUUGAAGUCUAUAAUCUAAUAUGUGAUCUUCUACACAUUCACCCAGCACCAAACAACGGUACCCAUGGCAGUUUAAACCAUCUCCUAAAGGUGCCUUUUUAUGAGCCAUCCCAUGCCAAGGAAGUGUCCGAGUUUUCUGUUUGUGGCUUUACUGUUCCGUUGCCCACAGAUGAUCUAGGUUGCUCAUGCCCUGAGCUACAAAGGGAUGCUUCUCUAGAACGUGUGAAUCAAAUGCUGAAUCUCACCCAGGAUGAAGUGACAGCAACAGAGAAACUAAAUUUGCCCUUUGGGAGGCCCAGGGUUAUGCAGAAGAACCAGGAACACUGUCUCCUUUACCAUAGAGAAUAUGUCAGUGGAUUUGGAAAAGCUAUCAGGAUGCCCCUGUGGAGCUCAUAUACAGUCCCCAAGCCAGGAGACACAUCGCCUCUUCCUCCCACUGUCCCAGACUGUCUGCGGGCUGAUGUCAGGGUUGCUCCUUCUGAGAGCCAAAAAUGUUCCUUCUAUUCAGCAGACGAGAAUAUCUCCCACGGCUUCCUCUAUCCUCCUGCAAACAGUGGAACUUCUCAGAGUCAAUAUGAUGCUUUAAUUGCAAGUAAUUUGGUUCCUAUGUAUGAAGCAUUCAAAAAAAUAUGGGAUUACUUCCACAGUGUUCUUCUUGUAAAACAUGCCAUGGAAAGAAAUGGAGUGAAUGUGGUUAGUGGACCAGUAUUUGAUCAUAAUUAUGAUGGUCAUUUUGAUGCUCCAAAUGAAAUUACAGAAUAUGUAGUGAACACCAGUGUUCCCAUCCCAACACACUACUUUGUGGUGCUGACUAGCUGUCAAAAUCAGAGCCACACCCCUGACGCCUGCCCGGGGUGGUUGGAUGUCCUACCCUUUAUCAUCCCUCACCGCCCCACCAACGUGGAGAGCUGCCCUGAAGAUAAACUGGAAGCCGAAUGGAUUGAAGAAAGAUUGAAAGAACACGUUGCCCGGGUCCGCGAUGUGGAACUUCUUACUGGACUUGACUUUUAUCAGGAAAAAGUACAGCCUGUCUCUGAAAUUUUGCAACUAAAGACAUAUUUACCCACAUUUGAAACCAUUAUUUAAUUUCAUCUGUAAAAGAGUUUUGGCAAAAUGUAAAUGAUUUUUUCUGUUGAAGAAUCAUAAA